This is a messenger RNA of Diachasma alloeum, 2432 nucleotides long. RefSeq names its product leucine-rich repeats and immunoglobulin-like domains protein 1. Lineage: Eukaryota; Metazoa; Arthropoda; Insecta; Hymenoptera; Braconidae. Bases 450 to 2291 code for a protein of 613 amino acids. The record is from RefSeq and is a predicted model, not a curated record. Gene Ontology annotation, molecular function: protein binding. The transcript has 2 exons.
CACCAUCUCUCAACGUGACGUUUCGAUAGUUUUACUCGCAGCAGCAUUUGGUGAAUAUUUAUUCCCAAAACAGUCCCUUAUUUAUUCUAUUGUGAGACUGUAUAAUACCCCACACUCUACGCCAUUUUGCAUUGGCAUACGUGGGCUGUUACAUUUUCCUUAUGAUACCAGGUCAAAGAAGUCAGUUGAAAACAUCAGCAAAAUUAUAAAUUGGGCUUUUACGAACCCUAGAAUAGAAUUGGAAAACCAAACACUGGAGCACGGAUAUGAAGGCCGCACGCGGAAUAGAUUAUCGAAAAUGAGCAUAUAUAUCGGGGAAACCGUCUGUGAUAUUCACUUCUCGUCCGGCUCUCGUACAGAGGAACAACAAAACCUAUUUUCGUGUUUAACGAAUGGUCGAUCGGGGACUGCAGUAAGAGCUAUUUCUUUAGCGAAUUGAAUCGGCAGAGAUGUGGCAUAUAAUCCUCCUCCUCGGAGCCUUCUCUGUGGAUUAUAUAGCAGCAAAGGAAACUCAACAUGGGAACUAUCUCUUGGACAUUGACGAUGGAAUUCUACGGAGCAUAAAAGCUACAGGUGACUCACUCCAUCUUGACCUGUCCGGUCUGAAGCUGAAAAAAAUUGAGGGAAAAGCCUUUGAUAAUUUAUCAGAAGUACAAAGAUUGAAUCUCAAUAAUAAUGAACUCGAGGAUCUUCCGGCUUCGAUUUUCUCCAAAAUGACUCAACUAGAAACUUUGUCGCUGGCUGACAAUAAAAUUUCUCAAUUGGAAAAAAAUACUUUUGAAGGAUUAGACAAAUUAAAAGGUCUCAAUGUCUCAAAUAACUCGUUGAGACAUUUAGAAGAUGGAGUUUUUUAUGGGCUCACAAACUCUGUGGACAUCAUAGCAGAAGGGAAUGCAUUAUACAGUAUUUCAACACGUGUUUUCAUGGAUCCAGCUAGUCGCGAGCCAUAUAUGAAAAGGAUGGAACCGCCGCGUCGGACUGAGCUACCAGAGGAGCCUGCAACAACUGAAAUUCCCCCAGUGUUGGAUGCCAAUAUACUAGUAAAAAUCUGUAAAACGAUUGAUGGCAUCGUGAAUUCAGUUGAGGAACUGAAGAAGGAUGACGCACUUGGUGAUUGCACAUCUGCCGUUGUCAACCACGAAGAACGGGAGUUAAGUCUUUCAGGUUUAGGCCUUAAAAAAUUCCAAAAAGGCUGGUACAAAUUGUCAGCAUUUCCUUUCACUUCAAUCGACCUCAGCAACAACGACAUAACUGAGAUCACACCGGAGUUGCUGAACGACUUAUCAAAGGGGUUGACUGAAGUUUAUCUCAGGAACAACAAAAUCCAAACUAUUAAGAAAAACGUUAUCGAGAACCAGCAUCUGAAGACUCUUGUCAUCGCAUACAACUUUAUUUCUACAAUUGAGGAAGGGGCUCUAGAAAAAACAACACUGACAAAUCUAGCUGCCUCAGGAAACCGUUUGAAGAGUCUAUUUUUCGCUAAAACGUUGCCAUCUACCCUUCAAGUUUUGACAGCUAGUGAAAAUGCAAUUGUCGAAAUUCCUGAUGACUCCAUGAAGAAUUUAAAGAAUCUCCUUUAUAUCAAUCUUUCAUAUAAUAAUAUGACCGAUCUACCAGUGAAUGCUCUUCGAGGUCUGAAGAAAGUAAAUACUAUUGAUUUUUCCUACAAUCAAUUGCGAGAAAUUCAUCCUGGAACAUUCGAAGACCAAGAAAAAUUGGUCACUCUUCACCUAGAUUUCAACCGCAUCGCCGAGGUGAAUUCCGGAUCUUUCAGGGGCUUGAACGUGGUAAAAUCAAUUUACCUCAAUAACAACAAAAUUAAAAAAAUCGCCAAAGAUUCUUUCUCGGAUUUGAAGGAAAAACUGGGAUAUUUUAUAUAUCUCUAUGAAAAUGAGAUCGAUACUAUUGAAGAAGGAAGUUUCACAGAUGUGGCAGUGUUGAAUCUGUUUCUACAAGAUAACAAAAUUUCCACAAUUCCACCGGGUGCGUUCAAUGCAUCUAUGCUUACGAGUCUUUAUUUGGAAAAUAAUCAAUUUACAACAAUUGACGGAGAUUCAUUUUCUGGUAUGCCGCAUUUAUUGACCCUUAGGUUGAGGGGGAACAAAAUAACAAACAUCAAGAAGGGCGCAGCUAAGAAUCUGGGAAAUCUGCAGGAGCUCGAUAUAUCUAGCAAUCCGCUGGAGCGUCUUGAGAAUGGCGCGCUAUAUGGAUUGGGAAUACAGACUGGUUUUGUAUCCAUUGUUGAUACGCCUAUCAAAAUCAUCCAAGGCGGAGCAUUUGCAGAUGUUUAGAAUUCAUCGAUCCCAUUUGGCUGCAGAAUGAAAGAAUGUUACAUGUUAAAUUUUUGAGUCGCAGUUCUAUGAUGAUGUACGACAUUGUUCAGCUUUGAGAGAUUGUGUCAAAAUAUAAAAUCUCAUUCGCGACAAGCUAAA